Molecule: messenger RNA, 654 nt
Organism: Trypanosoma conorhini
Lineage: Eukaryota; Euglenozoa; Kinetoplastea; Trypanosomatida; Trypanosomatidae
Exons: 1
Coding region: 1-654 (217 amino acids)
Source: RefSeq, a predicted model, not a curated record
AUGGGCAAAAUGGAGAGUCCCCGCUCUUCUUCGGAUUGCGACAGUACGAACGUGUGGCAGGAUUUGCCUGAGGGCUCCUACGAGAGGGUCGUUGCCCUCACGAGAGCGUAUUGGCAGCGAUUGGCGGAGGUGGACCACAAAACGAGCGCCUUGCAUAUUUUUGGCGGAGAAGAAGAAGUUGUCGGCUCUCUGCUGAAUGAAGAGGUUAUGCGGCGGUGCAGCCUUGAAAAGGAGGAGCAAGCUGCAGUGAGCACCAUCAUGAAGCGCUGGACACACCGAUCCAUGGCAUUUGCCGCGGAGUUGCACACUCUCAAGGUGACCGAAGUGAGGAUGGCUCAAGUGGCCAAGCAGGGCGUUCUCCUUGAGAAGCAACUUUAUCGUGAACAAUUCCUGGAUUUCUGGCGGAAGCAAAAGAGGGAAAGGCUGCAAAGGCGUCCCGUUCACGUUGGCAAGGUUCUUAUGGAUGCAUACAAGCACAAUGUGCUUCCCUUUGCGACCGAUCCGGUUGAGUGCUGGGAAAGAGGUGUCGUUGUCCCCCCUGAGCUUCAGCAAAGUGUGGUGCUCUCUGAUAGUAAAGGGAGCGUUUCGCUGCCUGCCUUUCAUGAGUUAUCCAUGAGGCUCCGAACAGCUUACCACCAGUAUCGAGUUCAAUAA